AUGGAUACGCCGGCCCAGCGGUGCGCGAAAUGCCCGCGCCGUGUUGAAGACUUCGGAAUGCAGCUGGAAGGGGCCAUGAUACUUGGGCGGAACGGUGCGCGGGCCGCGUGCGAAGAGCUACGUGGUGAGGCAAAUAUUCAACGCUGCCAAGAUCAGGUGGUGAAGGCGAUGAAGAUUGGGGUGGAGAUCGUCCAGCGCAUGUUCCCCGCGAGAUCAACCGGUUUGCCGGUGGACUUGCAGUGCGGGCCUUAUUGGAUGUCAUACUGCAGUGACGCCACUCGUUCUGGCAGCCCCGCUCUGAGGACAUGGAGUUGUGUCCAAUGCGAACAGUCGCUGGACUUGCUCAAAGACCUCUUCGGUCGUCACCUACUGGCCUUCAACACCAUUAUUCCGGAAUGGCUGUGCCAGAAAGGCGACAUCACGUGUCGCGCCCUCCUGCAUAGCUCCGUCACCCUCUCCGGGCCCCUCCUAGCCCUCUUCCAGCAUACUCGUACGUCAAAAGACGUCUGUGAUGCGGACUUACGAUGCGUAUGG
Molecule: messenger RNA, 534 nt
Organism: Mesorhabditis spiculigera
Lineage: Eukaryota; Metazoa; Nematoda; Chromadorea; Rhabditida; Rhabditidae
Source: the annotation of a GenBank genome assembly